Messenger RNA from Colletotrichum navitas, 716 nucleotides. RefSeq lists its product as uncharacterized. The coding region runs from base 232 to 669 and encodes 145 amino acids. Lineage: Eukaryota; Fungi; Ascomycota; Sordariomycetes; Glomerellales; Glomerellaceae. The transcript has a single exon. The record is from RefSeq and is a predicted model, not a curated record.
GCAACUUCGGAGAUCUUCAUGCCUUAGCCUUUGGGGCGUCGCUCGAGCCGGCGACCAAUGCAACGGGGCGAGCGGUACGGUGCCGGCCUGGCCCUGUCCCCGGACGAUGGUGUUUGGCGAGGGUUGGGCCAGUAGCGAAUAUCGUCUUCGGCCACCCGCCUUCCACGCCAAUUCUGGCUGGCGGGCGGGCAAACGAGGCUGUCGGUGCUUGGUGGCGGCAAGCACAUUCAGAUGCGGAUAACCCGCGGACGAAGCCGAGACAGCGACACGACAAGGGAUUCAACGUGUAUAAGUGCUGGCGUUGAGGCAAGGCCCAGGAGGAGUUGUUUGCUAGUUCACUGCUUCCCAAGUGCCAGCAGGCGCCCGAAGACGCCAUUCCCACACGUGCGACGGCAUGCAUCAACUUUCGUGUGGACAGAUGCAGUGAAUCAAGGGACUAGGCCAACACAGGUUUCGCCCACGAGAAUGUCGUUUUUGGGGAGAGCCACGCGAAGGACUGCUCUGGCGAGUCUUGAUGCCCGGCUGAACCUCAAGCCCUGGUCACAGUCAUUGCAUGCUGCUUGCUGGCCUAGACUGACUAUUACUUCCAACCAUAGGCGGCCACCGAGGCAGCGUAUUUCCACAGCACUCACUGGGAAUGACGAAAGCAACCUCAGUCUCCUCCGCUGACGGUGAUUUUGUCAUCACGACUACCACGAGGAGGAUAUUGGAAUAUU